This is a messenger RNA of Oryctolagus cuniculus (rabbit), 2276 nucleotides long. RefSeq names its product fatty acid desaturase 2-like protein FADS2B. The record is from RefSeq and is a predicted model, not a curated record. Gene Ontology annotation, molecular function: oxidoreductase activity, acting on paired donors, with oxidation of a pair of donors resulting in the reduction of molecular oxygen to two molecules of water. Gene Ontology annotation, biological process: lipid metabolic process. Lineage: Eukaryota; Metazoa; Chordata; Mammalia; Lagomorpha; Leporidae. Gene Ontology annotation, cellular component: membrane.
AUGAUGCAGGAGGAUGCUGCUGAGGCCAGCCAGCCGGGAAAGCAGUGAAGAGAGAAAGGUGGUGGAGCCUCCAUCAGGGCAGAAAAGAUUCAGGACACUAAGAGAAGCCAGAGGCUGGGGAGGGGCUCACUGUGGGGCUUAUUAGGAGGCAAGUAGACUACAAAGUCUUCUUUCUAGGGGUCAUGCUGCGUUAGAAUGAAAGGGAAGAAAAGUGGUCAUUUUAGGAACCAAUCAGAGAAUUAGCUAUUUCAGGAGUCAGCCAGACAUCUCAGGGAUUCAAGGGCAAUGAAGCUUGAAGAAAAACUCGAGUGCAAUGGGAGUGUGGUAGGAAGGAGUCAGCCAUACCUGGGUGAAAAUCACCAGGCAAAUGGGAAACCAAAGGCAAAUGGGAAAGCUGAGGUCUAUGUUAAGCAAGAGGCAAAUGGGAAGUGCAAGGAGCCCAGGAAAAGUCUCAACCUGUACACCUGGCAGGAGAUCCAGAGACACAAUCAGGACUCGGACCAGUGGCUGGUGAUCAGUCGUAAGGUUUACAAUGUCACAGCCUGGGCUGACAGGCAUCCAGGUGGGCGCCGGAUCCUCAACCACUAUGCCGGGGAAGAUGCCACGGAUGUUUUCAGAGCCAUGCACCUGGAACAUGAUGUUGUACAGUUGUACCUUAAGCCACUGCUCAUUGGUGAGCUUGCCCCAGAAGAACCCAGCCAGGAGAGAAACAAAAAUUCACAGUUGGUGGAAGAUUUCCAAGAACUGCGGAGGACAUUAGAGGCUAUGAACAUGUUCGAUGCUAACUUUGGGUUCUUCUUCCUUCACCUCGCCCAGAUCUUGAUUUUAGAAGUCCUGGCCUGGCUAAUCCCAUAUCACUUUGGCAAUGGCUGGACUGUUACAAUAUUCGUUGCCUUUCUUCUCACAGUUUCUCAGGCUCAGAGUUCAUUUUUACAGCAUGACAUAGGACACCUUUCCAUAUUUAAGAAGUCCAAAUGGAACCACCUGAUGCACAAAUUUGUGAUGUGUCAUCUCAAGGGCUUGUCUGUAAACUGGUGGAAUAACCGACACUUUCAACAUCAUGUAAAACCAAACAUCUACCCCAAAGACCCAGAUAUUGACAUGGGCCCACUUUUUCUGCUUGGAGAUACGCAACCUGUCAAGUAUGGCAAGAAGAAAAUCAAAUACAUUGACUAUGAAAAGCAGCACCUGUACUUCUACAUGGUUGGGCUCCCUCUCCUCAUGCCUGUGUAUUUCAAUCUGCAAUCCAUGCAAAUGAUGUACCUUAAGAAGUACUGGGUGGACAUUGCCUGCGUCAGCAGCUUUUAUAUCCGAUAUUUCAUCACAUUCAGCCCUUUCUAUGGAAUUUUUGGAAGCUUUCUGCUCAUAUAUUUGGUCAAGUUUCUUGAAAGUCCCUGGAUUGCCUAUGUUACCCAGAUGAGCCACAUUCCAAUGAAAAUGAGCAAAGAGGAGAACCGGGAUUGGCUCAGCACUCAGGUUUUGGCCACUUGUAAUAUUGAACAGUCCUUUUUCAACGAUUGGUUUACAGGGCACCUGAACUUCCAAAUCGAGCACCAUCUCUUCCCCACGAUGCCGCGGCAUAAUUAUCACAAAGUGGCACCUCUAGUGAGAUCACUGUGUGCCAAGCAUGGAUUGAAGUACGUGAAUAAGCCCAUGUUGCGAGCGUUUGGAGAUAUCGUCAGGGCCUUGAAGAAAUCUGCAGCCCUUUGGAUGGAUGCCUACUAUGAAACAUGAAGCAGAACAUCUGCCUUAACAUGUGUUUAAUUGCAUCUCUGAUGGGGGGUGGUGGAUGUGCAAGAGCUCCUCCCUGCUUAACUGGGAAUUAAUUAGCACAUUGGCAUGUCUGAGUGUGCCAGGAAUAAUCAUCCCACAGACAUAUGAUAACCCUCUCCAACAAGAUCUCUGCGAAUGAGAAACAGAACAAACACAAGAUUACUUUGGCCAGGAUUACAAAAGGGAAAAGGGAGCUCAUUGUUUUUAUUUUUUCAUUAGGAUCUUGAACUUAACAGACCUUAGUUGGGUCAUCUCAAUCAAGGGGCAGAAGUGCAGGAACUAGGUAAAAGUUUUACUGAAGAAGUAGAGAUAGGAUAAGUGGAGAAAGCCAAAGGAGAAACAUCUGAUGGGGUACUUUGGAAAACAAUGUACUUGCUUUUGGAAAAUAAUGUUGUAUUUAACAAAUUUCUAUUGAAGCACAAAUUUUUAUUUCUUUUCAAAUAUAUGAACUUUUUCUUUAAAAUUAAACAUGAUUAACAUUAAAAUCUCUUCAAAUAUUUCAA